AUGGAGCAGCCUCUGUACACAAAUAAAAGUUGCCCUGUAAUGAGAGAGCCUAGAAACUGUUUCAUGAAUGGAAGGGUAGACACAGAUUUUCUCAAGUGGAGAUGGCAACCUAAUACAUGUAAACUUCCCAGGUCUAAUCCGAAGUUGUUUCUUGAGAUUUUCCGGGGGAAAUCUAUGGCAUUUAUUGGCGACUCUGUUGCCAGAAAUCACAUGGAAUCACUGCUCUGUCUAUUGUACCAGGAGGAAAUUCCAGUAAACAUAUACUCGGCUUCAGAAGACAGGAUAGUCAAGUAUCGCUUUCCAAACCAUGAUUUCACCCUGAUGGUUUUAUGGACUACCUUCCUUGUACAACAAGAUGAAGUCAUGAAUUAUUUAUCACCCGCCGACAAUUUUACCCUACAUAUUGACAAGGUCAAUGAAGUUUGGAUGAAAGAACUACCAUCAGCUCUAGACUAUGCUAUUAUCUCUAAUGGCCAUUGGUUCUUCAAUAGGCGCUUCUAUCUUUACCAAGAUGGUGCAUUGAUUGGUUGUGUUUCGUGCAAUGAACCAGAUAUUCCAAAGCACGAUUUCACAUUUGCAGUCAGAAUGUCUAUGAGAACUGCACUCAAGUACACAGAACGUUUCAAGGGUAUAACGACGGUGUUAAGGACAUUCUCACCUGGACAUUAUGAGAAUGGGAAUUGGAACAGCGGCGGAUCCUGCACACGAACUAGUCCUCUACAUGAACUGGCCGAUGCUAAAAUCAUGAGGUCUUAUAACGUAUCUAUGGAAUUGAGGGGGAUUCAACUGGAGGAGUUGGAGAGAGCUAAAAGAAGGGAAAUUAAAGAGAGACGGCUUUUGGCAUUGGACAUAACAAGGGCAAUGUUGAUGAGACCUGAUGGACAUCCUGAUACUCAUUUUCCCGGUGUAGGGAGAGGAAGUCAUGAUUGUGUACAUUGGUGCUUACCAGGUCCAAUUGAUGCAUGGAAUGACCUUUUGUUGGCAACUUUGCUCAAGGAGACCGGCUAA
Molecule: messenger RNA, 1008 nt
Organism: Daucus carota subsp. sativus
Lineage: Eukaryota; Viridiplantae; Streptophyta; Magnoliopsida; Apiales; Apiaceae
Product: xyloglucan O-acetyltransferase 4
Exons: 2
Coding region: 1-1008 (335 amino acids)
Cellular component (GO): Golgi apparatus
Molecular function (GO): O-acetyltransferase activity
Source: RefSeq, a predicted model, not a curated record